GAAGCCGUACGACAGUUUUGAGCGAAAAAACACCACGGAAGACUUGAUAAUAUGCUCCCCAAAACGAUAGCUUGCUUCCGCCGCCAUAUUGGCCGACGAGAGAUAAACCUGGAAACUACCAAAAAACGUGGGAUUUUCCAAUAUGGCCGCCACGAAACCCGAAGAAGUUGUCAAAAUUCCCCGAGGAAAACCAAAAUCUGGGCGGUUUUGGAAGAGCGACGGGGCAAAAAAGUCGGACAUGAUCAGUGUUCCUUCGCUUCACUCAUCUUGGGAGAAGAAAACCAAAAAGAAAGCUGAAGAAAAAGCGAUGAAAAGGCUCGAGAAAGAGCUGAAAGAGGCUGCUAAAGAGCAACGUCAGAAAAGGAAGAAGUUAAUAGAGGAGAGAAGGCAAAGACAGCAGGAAAAUGAGAAGAAAUCACAAGUUGUACAAGUGAUAACAAACACAAGAAAACUGAAGCGAAUGAAAAAGAAACAAUUGAGGCAGGUAGAAAAGAGGUGACAACUGGAAGAUAUGAAAUCAACAAUCUUUGUACCACAUUGGCAACAGGGUGGAUGAUCAGCAGGUACAUUCAAUUCUGAGACUGAAUUCUUCAAAUGACAAUGGUUAUAGGUUGAAUGAUGCAAUGCAGCAUUGCCUAUUACCCCAAGAAAACACCACUCAUAUCUUUCACUCAUGGAGGUGAUAGCAUAUAUUUAAUGUCAUAUUGGUUUAUAUAAAGUGUUUCAGUGCUCAGUAUUUAGCACUAAAUAAAGUUUGUGGUAGUUAAAACAC
Messenger RNA from Dendronephthya gigantea, 772 nucleotides. RefSeq names its product coiled-coil domain-containing protein 86-like. The coding region runs from base 143 to 499 and encodes 118 amino acids. NCBI's taxonomy places the organism in Eukaryota, Metazoa, Cnidaria, Anthozoa, Malacalcyonacea, Nephtheidae. The transcript is spliced from 4 exons. Gene Ontology annotation, cellular component: nucleolus. The record is from RefSeq and is a predicted model, not a curated record.